This is a messenger RNA of Sphaerodactylus townsendi, 1075 nucleotides long. It is a transcript of the gene ABO, whose product is annotated as ABO, alpha 1-3-N-acetylgalactosaminyltransferase and alpha 1-3-galactosyltransferase. The record is from RefSeq and is a predicted model, not a curated record. Gene Ontology annotation, cellular component: vesicle; Golgi apparatus; membrane. The transcript is spliced from 4 exons. Lineage: Eukaryota; Metazoa; Chordata; Lepidosauria; Squamata; Sphaerodactylidae. Gene Ontology annotation, biological process: carbohydrate metabolic process. Gene Ontology annotation, molecular function: hexosyltransferase activity. The coding region runs from base 1 to 1059 and encodes 352 amino acids.
AUGAUUCGCGACGAGGGAGACCGGUCCCUUUGUGGAUCGGUGAGAGUUCUAUUGGAAUGGAACACUCUCCUGGUCCAGCCAUUCCGUGAAGAUCUGGAUGCCGUAGAGUGUGAAAAAAAACUUCUUGCCCCUGAGAUCCCAGAGGGCCGCUGCCAGUCAGAAGAGGUAGCUCUCAGCUGCAUGUACCAAUGGUCCCACUCUGGAGAAAGUGGGACCAUUGAAAUCUUAUUUCCCUACAGAAGAACCGACGUCCUUACAUUUACUCCCUGGCUUGCCCCAAUCGUUUGGGAAGGGACAUUCAACUUGGAUAUCUUGAAUGAGCAGUUCAGAAAAAGGAACGCAACUGUUGGACUGACAGUGUUUGCUAUCAAAAAGUAUGUUGUCUUCCUGCAGCGGUUUCUAGAAACUGCAGAGACUCAUUUCAUGAUUGGACAUAGAGUGAACUAUUAUAUCUUCACUGAUAGGCCUGAAGCUAUUCCUAACAUAACUGUCAAAGAAGGAAGAGAGAUAAUCCCUCUCCGAGUCCGAAAUUACCCCAGGUGGCAAGAAAUCUCCAUGCGCCGGAUGGAGAUGAUCAAUCACUAUUUGCAACAGCGCUUUAUCCAUGAAGUCGCCUUUCUGGUGUGUGUGGAUGUAGACAUGCGCUUUAGUGACCAUAUUGGAGUGGAGAUUUUGAGUGAGUUAACUGGCACCAUUCACCCAGGUUUCUUUGCUGCUGGGCGCCAAGCAUUCACCUAUGAGCGGCGCAGCAUCUCAGAAGCUUACAUUCCCCCAGAGGAAGGUGAUUUUUACUAUGCUGGAGGCUUCUUUGGAGGAACGGUGCCUGAAGUUUACAAGCUCACCAAGAAAUGCCACGAAGCCAUCAUGGUUGACAAAAACAAAAGUGUGGAAGCCAUCUGGCAGGAAGAGAGCCACCUAAACAAGUAUUUUGUGUACCAUAAACCAACUAAAAUACUUUCCCCAGAAUAUCUGUGGUUUAGUGAACGCUAUACCCCACAUUUUCUCAAGAAAAAGAGAUUCAUUGCAAUCCCAAAGAACAGUUAUGCAAUGAGAAAUUAAAGAACUUUGCACGUGA